This is a messenger RNA of Impatiens glandulifera, 6245 nucleotides long. Its product is annotated as callose synthase 3-like. The record is from RefSeq and is a predicted model, not a curated record. The transcript is spliced from 43 exons. Gene Ontology annotation, molecular function: 1,3-beta-D-glucan synthase activity. Gene Ontology annotation, cellular component: 1,3-beta-D-glucan synthase complex; plasma membrane. Gene Ontology annotation, biological process: (1->3)-beta-D-glucan biosynthetic process. Lineage: Eukaryota; Viridiplantae; Streptophyta; Magnoliopsida; Ericales; Balsaminaceae. Bases 238 to 6078 code for a protein of 1946 amino acids.
CCCCAUUUUGGUGCACAGCUUUUUCUGCAAUGGUUGCUAAAAGUUGCUUCAUCUUUCUAUACUCGUCAUCGAUCUUCUUUACCGUUUAACUCUCUUUUCUUCUUCUUCUCUCUCUGGUUUAGGGUUUUCAAUACACUCAGCCAACCCACGCUUCUAGGAACCCACAGCAUUCGCCUGAAACUUGAAAAGUAAAGGAAGAAGGGGGUUUUAAUGUUUGAGGAAAACUUUUCUUAAGAAAUGUCAUCUUCUAGAGGGGUUUCUGAUCAGCCGCAGCAGCGGCGGAUCCUGCGGACCCAGACAGCAGUAAAUCUCGGUGAGUCGACAUUUGACAGUGAGGUUGUGCCGUCUUCUCUUGGACAGAUUGCUCCGAUUCUCCGUGUUGCAAAUGAAGUUGAAAGGAACAACCCAAGAGUUGCUUAUCUAUGUCGCUUUUACGCUUUUGAGAAAGCUCAUCGACUUGACCCCCAUUCAAGUGGACGUGGUGUUCGUCAAUUUAAAACUGCACUUCUUCAGCGUUUAGAAAAAGAGAAUGAUCCAACACUGAAGGGACGAGUAAAGAAAAGUGAUGCACGUGAGAUGCAGAGCUUUUAUCAGCACUACUACAAAAAGUAUAUCCAAGCUUUACAAAAUGCUGCUGACAAGGCAGAUCGUGCACAGCUCACAAAAGCAUAUCAAACGGCUAAUGUUCUUUUUGAGGUUCUGAAGGCUGUCAAUCAAACACAGUCUGUGGAAGUUGAUCGUGAGAUAUUGGAGGCUCAUGAUAAAGUUGCAGAGAAGACAGCUAUCUAUCUCCCUUACAAUAUUCUCCCUCUUGACCCUGAUAGUGCAAGUCAAGCAAUCAUGAAAUACCCAGAGAUUCAAGCUUCUCUUCUAGCUCUGCGUAACACUAGGGGCCUUCCAUGGCCUAAAGAUUAUGAGAAGAAAAGAGAUGAAGAUAUCCUGGACUGGCUUCAGGCUAUGUUUGGUUUCCAGAAAGACAAUGUAACAAAUCAACGGGAACAUCUUAUUUUGUUACUUGCAAAUGUGCACAUUCGCCAAUUCCCAAAGCCUGAUCAACAACCCAAGCUGGAUGACCAUGCUAUAAAUGAUGUGAUGAAGAAGCUCUUUAAGAAUUAUAAAAAAUGGUGCAAGUACUUAGACCGGAAAAGUAGCCUUUGGUUACCCACUAUACAGCAGGAAGUACAACAACGCAAACUGUUGUACAUGGGUCUAUAUCUUCUCAUAUGGGGAGAAGCAGCAAAUUUAAGAUUCAUGCCAGAAUGCCUUUGUUAUAUUUAUCACCACAUGGCUUUUGAACUGUAUGGAAUGCUAGCUGGAAAUGUUAGCCCCAUGACUGGUGAAAAUGUGAAGCCAGCCUGUGGUGGUAAAGAAGAGGCCUUCCUAAAUGAAGUUGUUACACCUAUUUAUAAUGUGAUUGCUAAGGAAGCUGCAAAGAGCAGAAAGGGAACAUCGAAGCAUUCACAAUGGAGAAACUAUGAUGAUUUAAAUGAAUAUUUCUGGUCAGCUGAUUGUUUCCGCUUAAGUUGGCCCAUGCGGAGAGAAGCUGAUUUCUUUAUUUUUCCUCUGGACCAGCGUCGGUCUGAAAACGAGGAUAACAAGCCAUCUGGCCAGGACCGUCGGGUGGGGAAAGUUAACUUUGUGGAGAUACGAUCGUACUGCCACAUUUUUAGAAGCUUUGACAGAAUGUGGAGUUUUUUCAUACUGGCAUUACAGGCUAUGAUAAUAGUUGCAUGGAAUGGUACGGGAGAACCAAGUGCAAUCCUUACAUCUGAAGUAUUCAUGAAAGUGCUGAGUGUCUUCAUUACUGCUGCUAUAUUGAAGCUUGGACAAGCUGUUCUUGAUGUCAUUCUCAGUUGGAAAGCUAGGCAAAGCAUGUCUUUUUCUGUUAAGCUCCGGUAUAUUUUGAAGGUUGUGUCAGCAGCUGUUUGGGUUGUUGUUUUGCCAAUAGCCUAUGCAUAUUCUUGGGAGAAUCCUCCAGGAUUUGCUCAAACCAUAAAAAGUUGGUUAGGCAGUAAUGCAAAGGCCCCUUCAUUGUUUAUUUUGGCUAUUGUUAUCUACUUGUCCCCAAAUAUGUUGGCUGCAGUAUUUUUCCUGUUCCCUUUUAUUCGUCGAUUCUUGGAGAGAUCACAUUUUAGGGUAGUGAUGCUAAUGAUGUGGUGGUCUCAGCCUCGGCUUUAUGUUGGCAGGGGAAUGCAUGAAAGCGCUUAUUCACUUUUCAAGUAUACAAUGUUUUGGGUUCUUCUUAUAAUUACAAAAUUGGCGUUCAGUUACUAUAUAGAGAUAAGACUGCUAGUGAAUCCAACAAAGGCGAUUAUGAGUGUUCACAUUAAUAACUAUCAGUGGCAUGAAUUUUUUCCCCGUGCACCUAACAAUAUCGGUGUGGUUGUUGCACUCUGGUCUCCAAUUAUUCUUGUUUAUUUCAUGGAUAUCCAAAUCUGGUAUGCAAUAUUCUCUACACUGUUUGGUGGAAUAUAUGGUGCAUUCCGUCGCCUUGGUGAGAUUCGGACUUUAGGAAUGCUUAGAUCCAGGUUUGAUUCUCUGCCUGAUGCUUUCAAUGAUCGUCUGAUACCAGUAGAUAGAGGUGAACAAAUAAAAAGAAAAGGGCUGAAGGCCACGUUAUCUCGAAAGUCUGCCGAGAUCCCACCUAUCAAUGAAAAGGAAGCAGCAAGGUUUGCACAAUUGUGGAAUAAAUUUAUAGCAAGCUUUCGGGAGGAGGAUCUUAUAAGUAAUCGGGAAAUGGACCUGUUACUCGUCCCGUACUGGGCUGACCGUGAUUUGGUGCUAACACAAUGGCCUCCAUUUUUGCUUGCUAGUAAGAUACCAAUUGCACUGGACAUGGCUAAGGACAGUAAUGGAAAGGAUAGGGAGCUUAUGAGGAGGCUUGAAACUGAUAAGUAUAUGUUGAGUGCUGUAUGUGAGUGCUAUGCUACCAUCAGAAACAUCAUUAUGUUUUUGGUUUGUGGUGGAAGCGAACAGCUGAUUAUUAAACAUAUAUUUACCCAAUUUGACAAUCAUAUUAAAGCAAAUGAUCUACUAAGGGAAUAUAAUAUGAAUGCACUGCCUGUUCUAUAUGACCACUUUGUCAAGCUCAUCAAGUACUUGUUAGAGAAUAACCCAGACCAUAAGGAUAAAAUUGUCAUUCUUUUCCAAGACAUGCUUGAGGUUGUGACAAAAGAUAUAAUGAUGGAGGAUCAAAUAUACAGUUCUGUGGAUUCUAUCCAUGGUGGACUUGGGCACAAGGGGAUGGAUCCUAUUGAUAAACAUCAUGAUUUAUUUGCGGCAGAGGGAGCAAUUAAAUUUCCGGUUCAAGAGACAGAAGCCUGGAAAGAGAAGAUCAAACGUUUGGAUCUCUUACUCACAGUGAAAGAAUCAGCAAUGGAUGUACCAUCAAACCUUGAAGCUAAAAGGCGCAUUGCCUUCUUCUCCAACUCUUUGUUCAUGGACAUGCCUUUGGCACCCAAAGUCCGCAAUAUGCUUUCUUUCUCUGUUUUGACUCCAUACUACACGGAAGAUGUGCUUUUCUCACUAAAGGAAUUGGAAGUUCCUAACGAAGAUGGAGUGUCCAUUGUUUUUUAUUUGCAGAAAAUAUUUCCAGAUGAAUGGAACAACUUCCUUGAGAGAAUGAAGUGCAUCAAUGAAGAAGAACUACGAGGAUCUGAUGAAUUGGAAGAACAAUUACGUCUUUGGGCAUCAUACAAAGGCCAGACUUUGACCAGAACUGUGAGGGGUAUGAUGUAUUAUCGGAAAGCCUUGGAACUUCAGGCCUUUCUAGAUACAGCUAAGGAUGAUGAAUUAAUGGAGGGAUAUAAAGCUAUCGAAUCAAAUGAGGAUCAAAUGAAAGGUGAAAGAUCCCUGUGGACUCAAUGUCAAGCUCUAGCGGAUAUGAAGUUUACCUAUGUGGUCUCUUGUCAGCAAUAUGGGAUUGACAAGCGAGCUGGGCAUGCUCGUGCACAUGAUAUUUUAAAGCUUAUGAUAACGUACCCAUCCCUCCGUGUAGCUUACAUAGAUGAAGUGGAAGAACCCAGUACAGACAAGUCUAAGAAGGUAAACCCGAAGACAUAUUAUUCUGCACUAGUCAAAGCUACUUUGCCCAAGUCCAGCAAUUCGUCAGAGCCAGUACAAUAUCUGGAUCAGGAUAUUUAUCGCAUAAAACUUCCUGGACCUGCUAUAUUGGGUGAAGGUAAGCCUGAAAAUCAGAAUCAUGCCAUUAUCUUUACUCGGGGAGAAGCACUUCAAACAAUAGAUAUGAAUCAGGAAAACUAUAUGGAAGAAGCCUUCAAGAUGAGGAACUUGCUUCAAGAAUUACUCAAAAAGCAUGAUGGUGUGAGGCAUCCUACCAUCCUUGGACUUAGGGAACACAUAUUUACUGGAAGUGUUUCUUCUCUUGCAUGGUUUAUGUCAAAUCAAGAAACAAGUUUUGUGACUAUCGGUCAAAGAUUGUUGGCAGACCCUCUAAAGGUUCGGUUUCACUAUGGUCAUCCCGAUGUAUUUGAUAGGCUCUUUCAUCUUACACGAGGUGGUGUAAGCAAAGCAUCAAAAACCAUCAAUCUGAGUGAAGAUAUAUUUGCUGGCUUCAAUUCCACACUUCGUGAAGGAAAUGUGACCCAUCAUGAGUAUAUACAAGUAGGAAAAGGAAGGGAUGUGGGUCUUAAUCAGAUUUCUCAGUUUGAGGCCAAAAUUGCAAAUGGUAAUGGGGAACAAACACUGAGUCGGGAUAUAUACAGGCUUGGGCAUCGGUUUGACUUCUUCCGUAUGUUGUCAUGUUAUUUUACCACCGUGGGUUCGUACAUCAGUACUUUGAUUACUGUGCUGACUGUGUAUGUAUUUCUUUAUGGCCGUCUUUACCUUGUCCUUAGCGGACUUGAAAAGGCACUAAGCGAUCAACCAGGAAUUCAAGAUAACAAGCCCCUCCAAGUUGCUCUUGCUUCUCAAUCAUUUGUUCAGAUAGGAUUCUUGAUGGCAUUACCAAUGUUGAUGGAAAUUGGCCUAGAAAGGGGUUUCCGAACUGCAUUAAGUGAAUUUGUGUUGAUGCAGUUACAAUUAGCACCAGUAUUUUUCACUUUUUCACUAGGAACAAAGACACACUAUUACGGAAGGACUUUACUUCAUGGAGAUGCUAAAUACAGGCCUACGGGUCGUGGGUUUGUUGUGUUCCAUGCCAAAUUUGCGGAGAACUACCGACUCUACUCCCGCAGCCACUUUGUCAAGGGACUUGAGUUAAUGAUUCUGCUUAUCGUUUAUCAAAUUUUUGGCCAAUCCUAUAGGAGUGCAUUAGCCUAUGUAUUUAUCACAAUAUCAAUGUGGUUCAUGGUUGGCACCUGGCUUUUUGCUCCAUUUCUUUUCAAUCCGUCGGGUUUUGAAUGGCAAAAGAUUGUGGACGAUUGGUCGGAUUGGAAUAAAUGGAUUGACAAUCGCGGUGGUAUUGGUGUGCCACCUGAAAAAAGUUGGGAAUCGUGGUGGGAACAGGAACAAGCACAUCUUCGCCAUUCUGGAAAGCGUGGUAUUGCUGCUGAAAUAUUGCUGUCCUUAAGGUUCUUCAUUUAUCAGUAUGGACUUGUUUAUCACUUGACCUUCACAAAGAAUACUAAAAGUUUUUGGGUAUAUGGUGUAUCAUGGCUAGUCAUUUUUCUAAUGUUGUUUGUUAUGAAGGCUGUCUCUGUUGGGCGCAAAAAGUUCAGUGCAAAUUUUCAGCUAAUAUUCCGAUUGAUUAAGGGAUUGAUCUUCCUCACAUUUAUCUCCAUCCUUGUUACAUUGAUUGUGCUGCCCCACAUGACAUUUCAAGACAUUGUGGUGUGCAUUAUUUCCUUCAUGCCGACUGGAUGGGGUUUGCUUUUGAUUGCACAAGCUUGCAAGCCUCUUGUACAAAAGGCGGGCUUCUGGGGUUCAGUGAGAACACUAGCUCGUGGGUAUGAGAUUGUGAUGGGUUUGUUCCUUUUCACUCCAGUGGCUUUCUUGGCUUGGUUCCCAUUCGUUUCAGAAUUUCAAACUCGUAUGCUUUUCAACCAAGCUUUCAGCCGAGGGCUACAGAUUUCACGUAUUCUUGGUGGGCACAGGAAGGACCGAGCACGCAAAGACUAACUGACUGGUUGAAUGAUUGUCUUAAGCUCUGCUUCUAUAAAGUGUAAUUUAUUAUGCAGCAGCAAUUUUUGUGUGUGUAAUUACGGAUCCUUUCCUUUCUGAUGAUUGUUUGUUUAAGCACGUAUAAAGAUUCUAAUAUUUAAUUGUAUCCUUAUGAUAUAGUACUU